UCGUGCCUCUUGGAAUCGACAUGUCACUUGAAAAUGCACCAGUUUCAAAAGGCCUGAUGAUAGGCAUCGCCUUGACAUCCAUAGCAGUGGGCAUCUUCGAUGUCAAGCAUUACAUGCACCUUCAGAUCGUGCCGCACAUUUCUAAAUACCAUCAGUAUUGGCGGCUGUUCGCUCAUCACGUCGCAUGCGCAAAUUCCAGCGACCUCUUCUUGAUUGAACUGCUCCUGUACAACGUCGGCGUCCAAAUUGAGCGGUCGUUUGGAAGCGCCAAAUUUUCAUCCUUCAUUGUCGUGGCGAUGCUCACGUCGACAAUCACGACAUUUCUGUCUCUUCUGGUUCUCCAGGCAUCCCGUACUACCGGCGCAAUUUUCAAUGACAUCCCAUCGGGUCCAAUUGCUAUGAUGUUCAGCAUCCUGUAUCAGUAUGCACGCCUCGUACCUCAAGCAUACCAAAUGAAGAUAUUCGGCGUUGAUCUUAGUGACAAAAUAUGGGUGUACUUGGUGGCAGGACAGCUUGCUAUUACACGCUUUCCAGCAAGUCUGUUGCCUACAGCGCUCGGCCUCCUGUCCGGUUAUCUAUAUAGAUCGGACUUUUUGCAGCUGAAGAGCUGGCGGAUACCUCAUCGAGUCCAAACAUUUGCCCAAAAGUGGAUCGCUCCGUUACUGGGUGAGGAACGGCCAAUCAGACGGAGCAACCGUGUCCUGCCUGAGUCCAGAUCUCGCCGCCGGACAGACCGGCCAACGCUCGGUGAGGACGAGGUCGUCACGACGGCUCGCCGACCGCGCGCUCCAACAAAUCCUGCAGAGUCCUUCAGAGCGCGGGGAGCAUCCGCAGCACAGCGAGAGUCUGACAUCCAGAUGUUGAUGAGCAUGUUCCCAGGUGUCACGCGGGAGGUGGUUACCGAUGUAUUGCAGCGGAGUCCUACCGUUGAGGCAGCGGCUGCAAUUCUCUUUAGUUCACAGACCUAGUUCCGUCUGCCCAUCUGUGUAUCUCGAUUCCUGUUACAGCGAUCGGCACAUUCCGUCUAGAGGCCAAAGGUUUCAACUCGCCAUGACAGGCCAGAUUGGAGGAGGUGACGUUGAUAUCGGAGGCCAAUAUAUUGGCUUGCAAUCUCACAUGCCACGCCUGUCGCAGUCACUACGCUAUCACCUUGCAUGUAUGCGCUUUAUCUGGCAACGAUCAUGUCACGUCGAGCUGAAAUGCGAUCAUAUUUACCCCUGGCUUUCGGUGUAUUGCAAGACAAGUUUCCGAAUUCAUGGUCCGGUCUUACCGGCCGCCACUCACUACCUAGCGGCAAGGCGGGUACUUCACGUACCGCAGUCAAAGGAGAUGUAAAUCCGAC
Molecule: messenger RNA, 1342 nt
Organism: Laetiporus sulphureus 93-53
Lineage: Eukaryota; Fungi; Basidiomycota; Agaricomycetes; Polyporales; Laetiporaceae
Exons: 7
Coding region: 21-968 (315 amino acids)
Cellular component (GO): membrane
Molecular function (GO): serine-type endopeptidase activity; ubiquitin binding
Source: RefSeq, a predicted model, not a curated record